AUGUCCUUCCCUAGUAGAGCAGCUACAGCUAGAGAUCUUGAUGAUUUCCAGAAUAAUCAGCAUACCUUUUCCCGUUUGCAAUUACUUUCCUCGUUUUCCGGAAGUCCACUUACGCGUUUCGACUCUUGGCUAGAAUCUUUCGAAGCUAUAGUAGACACAUCAGGAUGGUCAGGAGAGAAAAUUGUCCAAAUGCUUCGUGCUAAAUUAACAGACAGAGCUUUUCGCGUAAUUCAGGCCAUUUUGAAAGAUCUUCCGCAUGAUUAUGAUUCGGUCAAAGAAGCUUUGCUCGAUCAUUUUCACGGCGACGAAAAUGUUGAUUUAUAUCUUAAGAAAUUUAACAAAGCUAAGCGUAAGCCAGGAGAAAACAUCGUUGAUUAUGCCCUUCGACUUCAGGAAAUUUUCAAGCGUGCAUAUCCUGUAGCUCACUCUGAGAAGUCUUUUGCAAUCAUUUUAAUGCAGAAAUUUAUUGAAGGCUUAGAUCCCAAACUACAGACAAAAGUUAAAUAUAAGGAAUUUAAGGAUUUUGGCGAACUAGUUACUUCAACACGGACGUAUGCUAGUAGACUAGAAGCGUUAGAAACAGAUCGUGAAAGGCAGGAGUUUAUUCGGUCUAUUGAUGGCACACAUGGCACCAAUAGCGCAGAAUUGACAGAGCUUAAGCAAAUGAUAGUAGAUCAGAAAGAAAUGAUGAUGAAGGCAGUGGCUAACGUUCACCAUGAAGACAAGCCUGUUGUGGAAAAGAAAACUGAAAGUGAGCAGAUUAGGGACGUUCUUAGUGAACUCCUGCAGAGCGUAAAGAAACUCCAUCUCAAUAGGAAAGACGUCUCAUACCCUUCAAACACACAGUAUAGGAAACAAGUCUCGUUUCAACCGACUUUAGCUAAUCAGCAAGAUGGUAACGUGAGAGCUCCGCAGCAGCGCUUUAAUAACAAUAAUGGAAAUAGACAAUUUGUAAACUCCCAAAUUAGUUCUACAAACAGUAGUCCGCCAGCCCCCAGACCUCCAAAUGAUUUCAAUAAUCAACCUUUACAGUCGUCGGUUGUUUGCAAUUUUUGCGGUUACCGAGGUCAUAUUCAGGCAGAUUGUCGCCGUUAUAAACGUCAAGGACUAGAACAAGCUCAGCCGCCUAUUUGUUAUUCUUGCCGUGACAUCGGGCAUAGAUCUAACAAUUGUCCUAAGUUCAGAAACAAUAAUAGACCUAACAUUCCCGGUUCUCCUCAACAUCAGGAAAACCAGUAGGAAUCAACUGUAGCUUCGGGUCAGUUGAUGAAGAGCCUCCUCGCAAAUCCCGACAAGUCGCAAAAUUAACAACAAUUACGAAUGAAUCGACUCCAAGAAUUCCGUUAAAAAUUUUCCAGGUCCCGUUCCAAGCAUUAUUCGAUACAGGCGCGUCUAAAAGCAUUUUACAUGAACGUUUAUUUAAGAAGUUACCCCUAGAGGUCAGGCGAUCUGCAGCCAGCUUGACUUCGAUUUAUAUGAUGUAGGAGAAAAUAAGUUACAUACGCUGGGAAAAGUGACUCUGCCCGUUGGAUACGGGGAGACAAUUUUACAGCAAGAAUUUAUCGUUACAAACGGUGUUUCUGAAGACUGUAUCCUUGGAUGGGACGCAAUCCAGAAGCAUGGUUUUCAGCUUGAUGGAGAAACAAAGAGUAUUUACUUAGCUAGAGAUGGGCAAGGCCCCUCUUCUAUUUUUAGGGUGCCGGAAAUGGCAGUUACAGCAGUCAAAAAGACGACGUUACCUCGUCAGACGUCGCUAGUAACUGUAGGCCAAUUGAAGGGUUCAUUUUCGUAUGUACCUCCGAAUUCGGCAUUUAUCUUCACACCAUGUGGGAAUUUGCCAGAUGGAAUUUAUAUUGAAGAAUUUAUAGGAAAGGUAUCGGGAGAUGGAGCAUAUAACAUUAUAGUCGAGAAUCAUUCGUUACAGCAAGUCACAAUUCCACGAAACACCAAGUUAGGCGUUAUUGAAAUCGCUCAGCAGAUUAUCGGAAAAGUAGCGUUAAAUACAUCAGAAAUUAAGCCCAUAGAAUCACGUGAGCCUAUUGUAAUUUCG
This is a messenger RNA of Daphnia magna, 2050 nucleotides long. RefSeq lists its product as uncharacterized. The transcript has a single exon. The coding region runs from base 1 to 1239 and encodes 412 amino acids. The record is from RefSeq and is a predicted model, not a curated record. Gene Ontology annotation, molecular function: nucleic acid binding; zinc ion binding. NCBI's taxonomy places the organism in Eukaryota, Metazoa, Arthropoda, Branchiopoda, Diplostraca, Daphniidae.